AUGUCUACAAGUUCUAGUUGUAAAGACGACGACGCUAAUCAUGAUGAUUCUUCUCUUCGGGUCAAGGAUUCGUUGUCGAAUGAUAAAGAAAAAAGACCAGUCGAACAACAGGUGUCGUCUAUACAUGCUGCUCAUGUAACUGAUGUUUACCAAGUACCCUUUAAUGUUAUAAUACGUCCUAUUCCAUCAGUAUUGGAUGAAACCAAAGUGGAAUCCCUAAUGGAAACCAUUCAGAAUAAAGAAGCAAAACACUUGGUGCCUCCUAUAGAUGUCAUGUGGAUUACAGGAUCUCAAGGAGGCGACUAUUAUUUUUCAUUUGGUGGCUGCCACAGAUUUGAAGCUUACAAAAGACUUCAAGCUGAAACAAUUCCGUGUCUUUAUCACCUUAUUCGGCCUUUGGAUGCCAGAGCACUUGAGGAAUCUCUAAGUAAGCAGCUAAAAGCCUUUACGGCCAAACUCAAAUGGCAAAUGGGUGCAGCCAUUUCACUUCUCAUGGACCUCAGCUACCAGUUCCUUAUACUGAAGCAGCUUUCUUUUAUGAGUCUCUUCAAUCCCUUCCUCCCAAGCCAGUCAGCUGGCCAAGCAGCAGAUGCUUCUUCUUGCUAUCAAUCAACACUAGAUCUAGCUUCAGUCUAG
This is a messenger RNA of Acanthosepion pharaonis, 636 nucleotides long. The record is from the annotation of a GenBank genome assembly. Lineage: Eukaryota; Metazoa; Mollusca; Cephalopoda; Sepiida; Sepiidae.